CAGGGUAGGCCCUGCUGUUUUUGUAACUCCAGUCAAUCCAACGCAGGCGUCUAAACCAAAACAAGGAGCGCGAGAUCCCCUUAUGACGGCGAAUGAACUGGGGAGGCGUAACACACUCGGAGGAAACACUAUCUGCCCUCUUCUGCAUGUUUGCUGGAUUAGCUAAUGUCGCUGUGAUUGACGUGAGAGACAGAGAGAGAGAGAGAAUGUUGUCUUUCUCACACAGAGAGCAAGGGGUGACAAUACUAAUCUGAGGAUCUCCACCCGAAAGGACACAGACAUUUCCGAAGUCAUGACAUAAGUGGUGUUUGCCGCUGCUGACAUGCGGUACAUGGGUGUUCAUCCUCCUUGGAAAACGUUCUCGUGGCACCGGGACCCUCAGCACGCCUUUGAUCAUUUUGAACCGCUCUCGGAUUUCUCGAAGCUCACCUCAGUAGACGUGAAAAACUGACUCUGACUCACAGCCCCACAGGAUCACGGUGUCUUCAUCCUGAGUCGAGGUCCUCAUUCUGGCUUUGCGUGUGGAACUGGUGGUCGCUUUGGCUUCAGAAUGAAACCGAGGCCACGUUCAGACCCGGUAUUGACACCUGUCUCGGGUGAUCUGCUGAUCUGAUCACAAGCGGACAGCUGAGACGGAUAGCCACUAACACCCUUUUACACGCGCCUCCAAGGCUUCUCCACUGACCGUUCGUGAUUGUACUUCUUGAAUGACACACUGACCAGGAGGUUCUUUAACGUUAUUGGUGAGGUUCAUGCACAAAUGUCUACCUCACGCUUAAAGCUCCUCGGUGUCCCACUGCAGCCCUGAUCACACUUCAAAAUGACCUCCAGCAUAGACCGGGAUGACAGCAGUAUCUUUGAUGGUCUGAUGGAAGAAGAUGAGAAGGACAAAGCAAAACGAGUUUCCAGGAACAAGUCAGAAAAGAAGAGGCGAGACCAGUUCAACGUGCUCAUCAAGGAACUGGGCACCAUGCUGCCUGGCAACACUCGCAAGAUGGACAAGUCCACCAUUCUGCAGAAAAGCAUCGACUUCCUGCGCAAGCACAAAGAAAUUGCUGCUCAGUCGGAGUCCAGUGAGAUUCGUCAGGACUGGAAGCCUCCGUUCCUCAGCAAUGAGGAGUUUACCCAGCUGAUGUUAGAGGCUCUAGAUGGCUUCUUCCUAGCCAUUAUGACCGACGGCAACAUAAUCUACGUGUCUGAAAGCGUCACCUCUUUGCUAGAACAUUUACCAUCUGACCUGGUGGACCAGAACCUGUUGAAUUUUCUUCCAUUGGGCGAACACUCUGAAGUAUACAAAGCCCUCUCUACACACAUACUCGAAGGAGAGAGCCUCACACCGGACUACUUAAAGUCAAAAAACCAGUUGGAGUUCUGCUGCCACAUGCUCCGGGGCACCAUCGACCCCAAAGAGCCUCCCGUCUACGAGUACGUCAAGUUCAUCGGCAAUUUCAAGUCUCUCAACACUGUGCCUAACUCGACGCGGAACGGCUUUGAAGGCGUGAUCCAGCGCUCGCUCAGGCCCUCGUUUGAAGACCGUGUGUGUUUCAUUGCCACCGUGAGGUUAGCCAAGCCUCAGUUUAUCAAGGAGAUGUGCACUGUGGAGGAACCCAAUGAGGAGUUCACUUCCAGACACAGCUUAGAGUGGAAAUUCCUCUUCCUGGACCACAGGGCUCCACCCAUCAUAGGUUACCUGCCUUUUGAAGUUUUGGGCACGUCGGGGUAUGAUUACUAUCACGUCGAUGACUUGGAGACCCUUGCUAAGUGCCAUGAACACUUGAUGCAGUAUGGGAAAGGGAAGUCGUGCUAUUAUCGGUUCUUGACCAAAGGCCAGCAGUGGAUUUGGUUGCAGACUCAUUACUACAUCACCUACCACCAGUGGAACUCGCGGCCUGAGUUCAUCGUCUGCACACACACUGUUGUCAGCUAUGCUGAGGUCAGGGCUGAGCAGCGCAGAGAGCUGGGCAUCGAGGAGUCUCCUCCUGAGAUCUCUGCAGACAAGUCUCAGGACUCGGGCUCGGAGUCUCAGUUGAACACCUCCAGUCUGAAGGAGGCACUGGAGCGCUUUGAUCAGAGUCGGACGCCCUCAGCCUCCUCACGGAGCUCACGCAAAUCCUCCUCACACACGGCCGUAUCCGACCCCACCUCCACCCAGACAAAGCUACAGGCAGAGCACAGUACGCCGCCCCGCCAAUCUGUCUCUACUAUUGAGAAGACUUCUCAGUGCCGGUCAUCUGUCAGCAGCCAGUCGAUGAGCUCUCAGAACACGGGCCAGACGAUGGCAGCUUGUCUGGUGUCGCAGCCUCAGCAGCUGCAGCCCACUGUGCAGCCUGUGUUGCAGUUCUCCACACAGCUGGAUGCCAUGCAGCACCUAAAGGAACAGCUGGAGCAGCGCACACGCAUGAUCGAGGCAAACAUCCAGAGGCAGCAGGAGGAGCUGCGGCAGAUUCAGGAGGAACUGCAGAGGGUUCAGGGUCAGGGCUUACAGAUGUUCUUACAGCAGGGUGGUGGUAGUCUGAACAUCGGCUCGGUGCAGCUAGCGCAGGGUUCCUCAGUGCAGCCUGGCACUGCUCUCACCAUGCAGGGGCUGGUGGUUCCUGCAGGAAUCUUACAAGGCAACCUGACAACCACACAGCAGCACUCUGUCACUCAGCAGACACAACCGGCUCAGCCUCAGCAGCAGAACAUUCUCCGAGAGCAGACUGGCGCACACACACAGUCCCAGAGGUCGUCCCACACGCUGCAGUCUCCUCAAGGAGCCCUGCCUGCGUCUCUCUACAACACCAUGAUGAUUUCGCAGCCUGGUCAAGCCAACGUAGUGCAGAUCUCCACCAGUUUAACCCAGAACAGCCCGAGUGGAACCGCCGUCGCCACCUUCUCUCAGGACCGCCAGAUACGAUUCCCGGCAGCCCCUCAGCUCCUAACCAAGCUGGUGACGGGACCCAUGGCAUGUGGAGCCGUCAUGGUGCCCACCACAAUGUUCAUGGGUCAGGUGGUGACACCGUUUGCCCCUCAGCAGAGUCAAACUCAGACCAUCAGCAUCGGACAGCAAGCGCCCACACCCUCACAGGAGCAGCAGGGCCAGACGUCGGCCGGCGCACAACCACAGAGUCAAAACCAGACUCCACUUAGCCAGACUCAGUUCCUCCAGGCACCUCGUCUUCUCCACGGGAAUCAGUCGGCGCAGCUGAUCCUCCAGGCAGCGUUUCCUCUCCAGCAGCAGAACGCCUUCGCAACAACCACUCAACAGCAGCAGCAACAGCAGCAGGUGCAGCAGCAGCAACUCCAGCAGCAACAUCAGCAACAACAGCAGGUUCAACACCAACAGUUACAGCAGCAGCAGCUGGCUUCUCAUAGGCCAGACGGCAUGACGGACCGCUCCAACGUCCAGCCCCAGUAACCCGGCAACAUCCAGCUGUGUGGCGAGGACGCAGGAAUCUCACCUCUGUUGCGCGGGACGACGAAGGAGGAGUUUCAGCAGUAUUUCAACUCUACCUGUUAUUCGGCGCAAACAAGGUGCUGUUGCCUGGUGCCUCUGCGCCCCACGUCUCAUCCCUCACCAGGUUCUGGAUGCUUGCAUAGAGCACACUUGCUGAGCGGCUAGCAUAGGAACCCUCGGCUUAUUUUUUUUCUCACCACCCCUCACCUCAAGAAGUGAGGUGGGCCGUCUUUCGUUCACACGUUCACGUGUUAAUUUAUACAGGACGCUCCAGUUCGAAGGCUGGAGGUGACAAAGUCCGAGGCUUCAGAGAAGUCCCGUAGGACAGACGGCACGCAUCCGCCUGUCCUCCUCCUCCUCCUCCCUUUCCCUGCCGUCACACACACCUCUUCUUUUCAUCUCUGUGUUUUCCAUGUAAAAAGAAAUAUAUAUAUGAAAGAAAGAAAAGAGUAAUUAUGGGUCAGAAAAUAUUUUUAAGAUUUGUCAUGUGGAUUCAGCUUUUAUUGUAUAGUACACCUGUAAAUUAAUAUGUAAAUAUACGGACAAAACAAAGAGAAACUAAUAUUUUAUAUUGAUGCAUGACACAAAAAAAAAGAGUGUAGUCUGUUAUUUGUAGCUUUGAAUAUACUUUUUUUCUAGUAUUCAAAGGAAAAAAAGAAAGAAAACACUUAAUGGCUGAUGCCUUCACGGACUUCCUCUUUGCCGUGGGGGGUGUGUGUGUGUGUGUAUGCGAGUGUGUGUGUGUGUGUGUGUGUGUGUAUGCGAGUGUGUGUGUCUGCAUAGCGGGCAGUGCUGGUUCUGCUUCGUGUGUCACAGUUUGUUUAAAAAAACGGACAUAUUUUCCUAACACCGCUAGCGAUAACUUUCCUGUUUUUACACGUAUCCAAGAUGCAUUUAUUAUUAUUAACCUCUAUAAACUGUACAGAAUAGUUUCCACUUGUGUGUAUAUAUAUAUAUAUCCGAGAGAGCAGGCUGCGGCUUCCCGAAAGAGAUUCGUAAUAUAUUCUGAUAAACGUGGAGUAUUAAACGCUUUAAUGCAGGGUUCAUCAGGAGCUUUCAGGAAAGUUGACCAUGACAUACUCAGGUGUCAGACGGCAGUUAUAGAUGCUUAUACACGAUGAGUGACGAGUGCGUAAGCACGUAUUAACCCUUCAUGGCCACAUACUGUAUAAUAUUAUAAAUACAUAUUAAUAUAUAUUUAAACAAAACACACACACACACAGUGCCAAGCCAUAAAUGAAGCUAUAUUCAUUUUACAGUAAUAUGUAAGCUAUGAUAGAGUAAAUAAAUAAAUAUAUCACUGUCACAAUUUUAACCAAUAUGAAUUAUAGCCUUUACCAAACCAAACCUCAUAGUCGCUAGUAAAGCUUAGCACACGAUCUUCUAUUUGCACGGGUUGAACAGGUUUUUGUUUUAUUGUUUCUGAGAGCUUGAAAGCAAAACGGUCAGUCAGCUACCACAAUAUAGCUGCACACAGAGAGAGAAAUCAGGAACGCACGGUGGACCUCGGUGAUGAUGACUGUGAUGAUAAAUGCCCCAAAAAGACAACGUUAGCACUUAUGUUUGAAUAGCACUUUACAUUUAGGCCUCGGUGGAAAGGUAAACCUAGGUUUUAAUUAGUUGAGGUGUUCCUCGUGAAAUAAAAUAAAUGAAUAAAUUGUUGUUGGAUUGUUAUGGACACCAUUAUGUAACAUUUUUGUAAACUAAUAGAAGAAAAAGUUGUUAGUGUUGCUACCUCACCACUCCCCGGAUCCAUCCUGAGCUUGGGUUACUGUGUGUGUGUGUGUGUGUGUGUGUGUGUGUGUGUGGAGGUUAAUGUUCUCCCUGUAUUCGUGCAGGGUUGAUUUGAGUUAACCCAGAUUCCUCUGACCUGCAGAAAAGCCGCCAGCAGGUAGACUGGAUUCUGUAAAUUACCCCUUGGUGUGUGUGGGUGUGUGUGUGGGUGUGUGUGAGUGUGUGUGAGAGCACU
Hemibagrus wyckioides is the source of this 5405-nucleotide messenger RNA. It is a transcript of the gene clocka, whose product is annotated as clock circadian regulator a. Gene Ontology annotation, biological process: regulation of transcription by RNA polymerase II; circadian regulation of gene expression. NCBI's taxonomy places the organism in Eukaryota, Metazoa, Chordata, Actinopteri, Siluriformes, Bagridae. Gene Ontology annotation, cellular component: cytoplasm; nucleus; CLOCK-BMAL transcription complex. Bases 821 to 3397 code for a protein of 858 amino acids. The transcript is spliced from 24 exons. Gene Ontology annotation, molecular function: protein dimerization activity; E-box binding; DNA-binding transcription factor activity, RNA polymerase II-specific. The record is from RefSeq and is a predicted model, not a curated record.